Cicer arietinum (chickpea) is the source of this 1599-nucleotide messenger RNA. Its product is annotated as WD repeat-containing protein DWA2. Gene Ontology annotation, molecular function: protein binding. Gene Ontology annotation, biological process: protein ubiquitination. The record is from RefSeq and is a predicted model, not a curated record. NCBI's taxonomy places the organism in Eukaryota, Viridiplantae, Streptophyta, Magnoliopsida, Fabales, Fabaceae.
CAACAACCGUAUAACUAUGGUGCCAUUUUUGGGUUUAACUUGAGACAGUGUAACUGCAACUCUGCAUUCAGGUAUAGUAAAGUAGAUAAAUUAAUCCUCCAACUAAGCAUCAACCAAGAGCGCAAUGCAAGCUGCAUCAUCUGGCAUCGGAUAUGGUCUAAAAUAUCAGGCUAGAUGCAUAUCAGAUGUAAAAGCAGACACAGAUCACACAAGUUUCCUUGCCGGAACUCUUAGCCUCAAAGAAGAAAAUGAGGUACAUCUUAUUCGGCUUUCGUCAAGUGGAACAGAACUUUUCUGUGAGGGAUUGUUUUCGCACCCUAACGAGAUCUGGGACCUUGUUUCAUGUCCUUUUGAUCAACGCAUUUUCUCAACCGUCUAUUCUAAUGGUGAAUCCUAUGGAGCAGCAAUAUGGCAGAUUCCGGAGUUAUAUGGCGAGUUAAAUUCCCCACAGUUAGAGAGAAUUACCUCUCUUGAUACUCAAUCCGGUAAGAUUAAAUGUAUUCUUUGGUGGCCAACUGGAAAGCAUGAUAAAUUGAUUAGCAUCAACGACGAAAACCUAUGCUUGUGGAGUUUGGAUGUUUCCAAAAAAACUGCACAGGUACAAUCACAAGAUUCGGCUGGUAUGAUGCACAAGUUAUCUGGAGGAGCAUGGGAUCCCCAUGAUGUGAAUUCUGUAGCUGCAACUUGUGAAUCAUCUCUCCAGUUUUGGGAUGUGAGAACAAUGAAGAAGACACUUUCAGUCGAGUGUUCCCAUGUCCGCAAUGUUGAUUACCAUCCUACUAAAAAGAACAUAAUUGUUACAGCAGAACAUGAGUCGGGAAUACGCAUUUGGGAUCUAAGAAAACCAAAAGUUCCCAUCCAAGAGCUUCCAGGACAUACACAUUGGACAUGGAUUAUCAAGUGUAACCCAGAGUAUGAUGGAAUGAUCUUGAGUGCUGGAACAGAUUCGGCUGUCAAUUUGUGGUUGGCCUCUAUAAACCAUGAGGACUUAACGACUGAAAGCAGCCAAGCAGAGUCUCCUGUCCGUGUGGUUGAUCCAUUGCUUCAUACGUACAGUGAUUAUGAAGACAGUAUUUAUGGGCUUACUUGGAGUUCCCGUGAACCAUGGAUCUUUGCAUCUUUGUCAUAUGAUGGAAGGGUGGUUGUAGAAUCUGUUAAGCCUUUCCUCUCCAAAAAAUGAGGUUCAACACUAUUGCCUUGAUGCUACCAUUUGUCAUGUUAGCAUUGCCUUGAUGUGCAUAUCAGUAAUUUCCUGCUUCUCUGGUCUUGAGAUAAACAAAUGAGUGGAAGACUCAAUGUGAUCGAUGGUGGGUUUGAUGUGACUUAACAGGAUUAGAUGUUAUAUUGGCAUGGUAUCUUUAACCAGGAACCAUCCAUAGCUCAGAAAUCAACAAUUUUUUGGUAUAAUUUUUAUCUAUCAUCUUUGAAAUUUAGUUUGGAUUGUGAUUUGUAGCCCUAUUCUUUGGUUUGACAUCCAUCUUGUGUAAUUCAUGAAGUUAUUAUGUAAUCUAUGGAACGACAAGUUCUUUCUGUAUCUCCCAGUUCGGCUUGUAAUGUGUUGGAAUUUCGUGGUAAAAUAGUAACCUUUUUCUUGAUUGA